UAUACGCCAAACUCUUAGUUCAGGUAUCGAUUUAAUUAACGGAACGAAAAAUAGUGAAAUUUCUGUGGUACGUAGACAGUUCGUGCGCAAGAAAAUCUUGUCACACUUCGAAAAGUUACUGCAAAUCAUCCACCGCAGAGACCGUGGAUACCAUUGACGAGACCAAACAGGACGAGACCGACAUGUAUAUUCACAGUGAUGUGUUACAACGUGUUAUGCGACAAAUACGCGACCCGUCAGGUGUACGGUUACUGUCCAAGCUGGGCACUCGACUGGGAAUACCGGAAAAAGGGGAUUCUGGACGAGAUCAGACAUUACGCUGCAGAUAUAAUCAGCCUGCAGGAGGUGGAGACAGAUCAGUUCUACAAUUUUUUUCUGCCCGAGCUCAAGCACGACGGCUACGAUGGAAUUUUUUCUCCGAAGUCGCGGGCGAAGACAAUGGCGGAGAAUGACCGGAAAUACGUCGAUGGUUGUGCUAUCUUUUACCGAACAGCCAAAUUUACCUUGAUAAAGGAGCAUUUAGUCGAAUUUAAUCAAUUGGCAAUGGCGAACGCGGAGGGCUCGGACAAUAUGUUGAAUAGAGUGAUGCCCAAAGACAACAUUGGACUUGCCGCUCUGCUUAGAACGAAGGAAGCUGCUUGGGACAACGGUCUGCCAUCUGAUCCAGCACAAGUUCAGCAACCAAUUUUAGUGUGUACAGCACACAUUCACUGGGAUCCAGAAUUUUGUGAUGUUAAAUUAAUUCAAACAAUGAUGCUCAGUAAUGAAUUACGUUCCAUUUUGGACCAAGCUGGCCAGUCUUUCAGACUUGGUCACAAGCCUGACUCUUCCAAUGUUCAACUAUUACUUUGUGGUGACUUCAAUUCCUUACCUGAUUCUGGAGUAAUCGAGUUUCUUACAUCCGGACGAGUAGCGGCCGACCACCGUGACUUUAAAGACUUAGCUUAUAAAUCAUGCUUACAAAAGAUCUCUGGUUGCGAUAAACCUAAUGAAUUCACCCACUCUUUUAAACUUGCAUCUGCCUAUAGUGAAGACAUCAUGCCCUAUACUAAUUAUACAUUCGAUUUCAAAGGAAUAAUAGACUACAUUUUCUACUCAAAACAAAGUAUGGUACCAUUGGGACUUUUAGGUCCAUUAAGUGCAGAUUGGUUUAGAGAACAUAAAGUAGUUGGAUGUCCACACCCUCAUGUUCCAUCUGAUCAUUUUCCACUGUUGGUGGAACUAGAAAUGACACCAACAGUAGGAACAAGCAAUGGAUUGAUCUCACGAAGGUAGCAGCCGCUGCGUACUAGGCCCAAGUAACAAUAAGGAAAUAAACAAUAAUAAGAAAAAAAUCUCCAUCACAUUUUUCUCUUACUUCUGGCUCUAGCAAUAUCACUCGCAGUCAACGACUAUUCUAAUGGCAAAUAUUACAAAUACUCCAUACUACCGCACAUUCAACAAAUUAUCAGAUAUUGAUGAACAAUUCUAAUGACCAGGUGAAGGGAGUCGUGUUGUAAUGCGUUUAGCCCAUGUAUAGUGUAUUGCAUUUUUAAGACUUACCUUUCCCAUAUUAAGAGUAUCGUAACCUUUAUCACCAUCGUAAUAUGUAGAUACCUAUUUUCCUACAAAAAGAUAUUCCGAUCAAGCCUCUGUGAUAUUGACAUUAACAAUUGGAACAAUUUCACAUAUUUAUUAACAAGUUAGUAUCUACUAGAAGACCCCCUAAUCUCUUCCUAAAUGUCAUUACAACAUUCUCCAAGCCAAUUUUUUUAUAAGAAUGCUGCCAUCCAACAAGAAAUUGUAUUUUUAAACAAAACAAAAACAAAAAAUAAUGAAAACAUACACGCUAUACUGGGCUGUGCGAAGUGAUUGGAGUUGACUUAACAAUUUCAAUGCAAGUACAAAUCUGUUCUUAUUGGCCACGUAUAUUGAUAAUGAUAAUGUUAUAUAAAGAAAUAGAUGAUAUUGUAGUGAGUGUAUUUGUAAGUAUGAUAAUGUAAUGAUGUUCAUCAAUCAUAGCAUCGUGAAAAUCAGUUAACAUUCACUUAUUAGAUUUUGUUCCAGUUAUUAAUAUAUACCAUACCAAUGUACUACUUGUUAAUUCAGUUGCGCUGCACGAUUAUUAGCUUUCUUAUACUUGUUUUUUAAGUACAUACAAUUGAUGUUUUCUGUCAUUCUUUAAAUUCUAAUUAAUAUUUAAUUUACUGUUAUGUUAAUCAAGAUUAUAUUGACAUUUUUCAUUAUUUUCGCUAUGGUUUCAUUUUAAAAAGGUAUGAAGAUAAGGAUAGAUAUUACUUUCAUUUAUUACUUACAAAAAUUGUAUUUAUUAUUAUAUUUUAAUUACAGUCAAUUGUAUGAAAGCGUCUAAAAUAUUAAUGUAUAAGUUCUGCUGUUUAGAUAUGUAUUAAAAAUAAUUUAAUAUCUUUUUCUAAAAAUUUUGUAAGUAAAUUUGUUAGAUUUUUUGUCGAAUUAUUUAAAUAACGAGACCAAUAUUGCAAUAAAUAUUUUACCACGCUAAUAUUGAAUAUAUAAUAUGGUAAGCACCAUAACAGUUCACUAUUCAUUUAAAAAUUUUAUCCUAUCUUUCUCAUAGUACUACGAGUUCUAUAAUAUCUUAAUUAUACUUAACUACCUUAUUAAGUUUUAUUUUUAUUUCAAUGAGAAUAGAACACGUAUAUGAAAUAUUUCAUAAAGUAUAAAACAAUGAAGUAAAUUCUUUAUUUACAAUAAUACUUUUAAACAUCUUUCAAAUGAAAUGACUACAUGUUGCAUAAUCUUCAUUAUAGAUAAUGAAUAUAAUCGAAAUGAAAUAGACUUGUGUUCUAUUCAUAUUUGGUAAAAACGACAACUGAAUUAUACAAGUAGUAUGUAAUUAGUUUAUCAAAGUCAUGUGUGUAGUAAAUGUUGUAUAAAGUAGAUAAUUACAUUCUAGUUUUAAUUAAUGAGAAUAGAAAUGGCAGUGUCUAUUUGUAUAUGUAUUCAUAUAUUAUCCACAAAUCGCAUUAUUACUCAAUCAAAUGAACAAUGAAUACACAAAAUAUACUACCACGGUUACUCGUAAUUUGGGGCCUAAAUUGAAACUGCACAUUAUACUUUGUAGUUUUUAAAGAAUCGAAAUUUUCAUUCUUUUUACAAUAAAUGUAUCUAUUUUAACAUCAAUAAGAUGUAUGAUAUUAAAUGUUCAUGCUUCAUGUAACAACGUUUUUUCAAGAGCUCAACCGUGAAUAGUUCGAAAUUCGUAUAUUUUUUUUUCAUCUUAAUAGAUUCAUUAAUGUAAUAGGAAAAAAAUUGUUGCAUUGUAUUUGUUUUCCACGUAAUAUGAAAUUCUUAUGUUUAGAAUUCAAACAUUUUUUAAUCCUGACAAUACCUGUAUGUUUUUUACGGCAAGGAAGUAACAUUAUCUUUACAUUUUAUCCCACUUCAUUUUUUGUUUGUAAAAAUAAUAUUUUAAAUAUUUUAUUUAAAAAAUGUUCUUUGCUAUUUUUGAUGGAUGAAACUAAUAGCAUUGAUAUGUAAAAGCAGGUUGUAUUGAGAUACAAUGAACAGCAUUUGAUCACAGUUUCUUUUAAGGAUUUCCAUAUGUAACUUUUUAUUACAAUUUAUCAACAAAGUAAGAAUGCUUAUAAAAUUAACCGUAAUUUGAAUAUUUUAACAUAUAAAUAUACAAUUAUGUUUCAUUUUGAAAUGAUUAGAUAAAUAAUACAAAUUAUUUAAAUAGUAUUCGUACUGAAUCAAAUUAAAACAAUUUAUUUCAAAUGUUAACGAAGCAAGCACUUAAUCUCUAUCAUCUUGUUUGUACAAGUAUGAAAAUAUUAUACGACAAUAUGCGUUUUCGUGCAUUUUGGCACACAGAGUCUGUGCCAUAGUAUUCAAAAUAACUUCAUCAAAUAGAAGCUCGAGAAGAUUAAUGAUUAAUAUAACAUUUUGGCUUAGACAUCAUACGUGUACUUUAUUCUACACACAGUAGUUCUCGAUGUAAAUGUUUUUCAUACUAAUUAAUUUAGUUUUAAUUUUAGCAUUAUUCAUGUUAUCAGCUCAAUCUUUUUAAUAUACACAUCCACAAUUACAUUAUAGAAAAAAUAUAAAGAAAACAUAAAUCUCUUAAUUUAUGAAUAACACUUGUCUUAUGUAAAUUAUAACAGUUUUCUUACAUAAGCUAAUGCUUUGUUGACUUGUUGCAAUGUCUUGAGAACUACUGUCUUUUAGUGUAAUAACACCACUUUUGCUAAUGUGAAUUCAUAUAAAUUUCAAUACAAAGUACACUAUAAGAAGCAACAAAGAUUUAAUUCUUUCUUAUAUUAAGGAUAAUGUGGUUUCUUUUUUACAAAAUAAAUAUAGCAAUAGAGUUAGAAGUGUCCUAUGCUGUACUGAAUGCAUUCUUAACACAGUUCGAUGAAUUCUCAUAAAAGUUUAGUUGUUUAUAUUUAAUUACAUAGUUAAUUUUGACAUGUAAAAUUUACAAAUAUAUUAUAAACUUAUAAAUGUGUAUUGCAUACACGUAAACAUUUUUAAAGCAUCGUUAAAGAAUGAAGAAAUAUCAUAUCAGUGUUUAAUAAAUUCAAGUCACGCAUGUUAAAUGCAUUCAUGUGUGCAGAAAUAUCAAGUUCAACUUUUUAUUGCUUAGUCAAAUACAACAGUAUUAAUACUUAAUACAACACUUGUGAUAGAUGAAAAUACAUAAGAUUAUAAAUGAAAACAGUCUAUGAAAUCUUUACAAGCAUUCAAUUUAAUUUCUAUAACAACAUAUUUUACCAUUUCAUUUCUCUAUACAUAAAAAGAUUGUUAAUAUCAAUAAAUAUUCCUUAUUACUGCUUUAGAACAGAUCAAUUUACUCUAGUCAACUAGUGAUAUAUUAAAAUUAUGUUAUUACAUGUCGUAAUUAAUAUUUUAGUACAUCUAUAUUUGUGUAUUAUAAUUGAUGACAAAUAGAACUGUUUAGAGAAAGAAAUGAUCGUAUGACAAUAAAUGCAGUACUUAGAUAGAACCAUUAUUUAAAUAAACAUUUUAUUUUAAUAAUUGCAUAAUAUUAGUUUCAUUUAGUUUAUUUCUAUUAACUUCAAAAAUCAUUCAAAAUUCGUUUUCAAAUAUAAAUAUUCAACUGAUUGCCCUUAUAAAUUUAUCAUUACAUAAAGUAUUUGUAUUUACUUAUUCAAUAAAAAAUGGUUUAACAAUAAAGAAGAUUUAAUAAAAAAAAAGUACAUUCUUUAGUAAUAAGGUUUAAUGAUUUCUGCAAAUAUAUCUACUAAGAAGACAUUUAAUUAUUUUAUUUUACAGUUUAAUUAUGGCAUGUUACAAAUAAGACCAUUCCAAGUUCAUAAAAAGACGAAUAAUACAAUAACAAUUUAAUUUUAAGAUAUCCUUUUUAAAUUUGCAACAAGUAAUGUUUUAAAAGAACUGUUUUGUCAACUUUUAUGAUAAAGAAAGAUUAAAAAUAAUUCAGGAAAUUUAAUUUAUCUCGAAUCAACGCAAUAAAAGUGAUGUUUCUUGAAUUUUAAAUACAAUUGUAACAUGAGAAUUCAUUGAACUAAUACAAAGUUCUUUCAAUUCAACUUUAAUAAUUGUACUCGAUUAAAGGAAAAUGAAUCUCUUAAAGUAGUUCAUCUAACCUUUAGUAUUGUUAUAAUACCAAUGUCACAGAUAUUUUUAACUAUGUUAAUUCUCAAUCUUCUGAGCCUCUCCGUUACAUAGAAAAUUUAAUACUAGGUUUAAAUUAGUUGAUGGUAGGUAAAUAUUUUUAUGUGGUUAAUAUUAAUUGUCAAUUCUAGGUGAUGCAAACAGUAAGUUCUGUUAUUUAAAAUGUUUAGGACAUCCUCUACACUUUCAUCGAUUAUAUGUAGUAAAUACCUAUACUUUGUAAUUCUGGGUAUACUGCAUAAUUUAAGGGUAUAUACAUAAAAGUAAUACAUUGCAUGUACAAUACUGUGUGGAAUAAUAUUGCUUUGGUGAAUAAGUUACAUAAAAUGAUAAUUUAUGUGCUAUCAAAAUAUACUGUAUUGUUAUCUAAAAGUACAUUUCGAAUUUAGUAAAUAUUAUCAAACAGUAGAAUAAGAAACACCAAAAAAUAAUUUUCUAAUAUAUAUUUUAGUAAUAAUGUACACCUUAUUUUACAACAUACAGAACAUAUAGAUCUAUUAAUAUAAUUUUAUUCACUAGAAUAUUUAGUUUCAUUUUGAACACAUGUUAAACAUAAACUUACAUGAGCUAUUAAAUUGUAAGCUGCAAUAGAGUUUCCAAUGCGUAAUGACUUUUGCGUAUCACUUCUUUUUUUACAAAUAAUCCCAUUAUGUUAGGUGAAAAAUAAUACUUAAUAUAAAUCCAAAGAUAAUUUGGUGAAAAUUAUUUUACUUCUUUGCUACAACAAAGUGCAAUAUACAAGCAAUGUUUAUUACAUUCUACACAGUUUUGUGCAACAAUGUAAAUUUUUGACUUCCAUUAAUAAGAAUGUAAUAGUAGAAUAUAAAAUAAGGCAAGCACAGCACAUUUCAGCCUGUACUUUUAUAAAAACAUGAUCAAACAAUUGUAAACAUUAUAACAUAAUUGUUGCGUCCGUCAUAAAAAUAAUUAAUCUCAGUGUUAAUACUGUAAAUUCAAUCAGAUUUCGUGUAUGCUUUUAGACAUUCUUUAUUUGCAUAAAAAUGUUGGAAUCAAAACUUCUUUCAUAAAAUUCUUUUUUUAAUCUUCUAACACAAAAUAAUGUUUUAACGUAAACAAAAUUUUUUUAAGAAAUAUACAUCUAUGAAUCUUCUUAAAUGCCUUAUAAACUUUUAAUUAUUAAAUAUGUUGAUGUAAUACAUAAAAAAUACAACACGGUCAUCAAUUUAUAGUCUUUAUUCACUUUUAUAUAUUAAGUUUUAAUUAUUGCAAUAAUUUCAGUAUCUGGCAUAUCAUAGAUUUGUUUUAUAGCAAAAUAAAUUAUAGUUUAUUAAUUAUUAAUGAUUCCUCAUUACUGUACACUCAUAUAAAUACUCAAAGAUGUAUGGAAAGUACAAAUAAGUAGCAACACGGUCCUGAUUGAAUAUUGAAGAUAAGAGUUGUAAGGACAUAACGAAAGAGAGAAUGUGUUUAGUAGAAUAUAUAUAAAAAAAAAGUUUGAAUGCUCUGUCAGUCUGCACUUAAAUACCCUUUUUAUUUAAAUACCUGUUUUCAAGUGACAUGUAAUUUACUUUUUAUUGAAAAUGCAAUGAUUGUAUAUGGGCUGCGUUUGAAUCAUGAUUGAAUGUAACGAUUUAUUAACUAACGUAAAAUAAAUUGAAAAUAUUCAAGAAGCAUAAUUAUUAUGUUAUCUUAUGAUUUUCUUUACAACUGUAUUAAGUAUAAAUUGCACUAAAUAACAGUUUUAAAG
Molecule: messenger RNA, 7324 nt
Organism: Nomia melanderi (Alkali bee)
Lineage: Eukaryota; Metazoa; Arthropoda; Insecta; Hymenoptera; Halictidae
Gene: twin
Product: CCR4-NOT transcription complex subunit 6-like twin
Molecular function (GO): 3'-5'-RNA exonuclease activity; protein binding
Source: RefSeq, a predicted model, not a curated record